AUGCCAAACAGGAGGGAGGAGAGACGCGCGUGGAGGCGCAGGCCAAGCGACAGUGCCAUCGCAGUUUGGGCGCUAGUUCUGUUGCUGCUGGUGCUGUGCACCGUGUGGGGAAGUGCCCUCCAAGUGGAAAAACGCAGAUUACAGGGCAAACGCAGCACACCUACUGUUUUUACCAACUGUGAGACAAAGGGGCCACACUGCUUUCUUCGCCCCCCGGUGAGGUCACCAAAAAGGGAUAAAUUCCCCCCCAAAAAAAUAGCCUUGAACGCAUUCGAAAGAAGUGUGGACAAAGUCACAGGAAACUUUCUUCACGACAGAGACCUCUUCAUAGAGGUGGACAGAAAACAAAAAAUGAUCGAGGAAAUUGAAAAAAUGAGUCACUUCCAGUAUGAACAGAUCCACAAGUACAUCCAACCCUUAAGCGAAAACGACGUAUACGAAGAAAUUAUAAACCACAAAAUUCACCUGUACAAGAAGGAGAACGAAACAGAGAAACUCAAAAAGUUGGUAAAAAUUCAGGACUUCCUGAACCCAUAUAUUGUAAGCCAAAGGAAGAAGAAGGCCAAGGAGAAGGUGGAAUACAUGAUUGCUUGCAUUCUUAAGGGAGAAAAUAUCGACCAGAUAAUUACCGACAUGUUUAGGAAGAAGCUCAUUGACGUCUACGUGCUUACCUUCAUCGAUGACAAGGUGAUGGAGGCGCACACCAAGUUGGUGGGGAGCGGUGUCAGCGGGGUUAACAACGUUGAUGCGGGUGAUGGGGCUAGCAACCCCGAUGAGGGGGCCGAACCCGGAGGAGCAGACCAAAUGAGCAUGACGGAGAAAAUCCUCAGGAUGCUGAAGGACCGCAUCGUGGCACAGCAGAAGCUACAGGUGAAGGGCACCUUCGACUUCACCAGGAUAGUUUUCCUCUCGACCACCCUAGACAUGAGUGAAGAUAGGCAGUCCAUAAUUAAGUCUUCCAUUAGGACCAUAGAGCAGUUGGAAGAAUUUGAGCUGUACUUGCUGGACGCACUGGACUAUGCAGAGACAAACGAGAAAAUGAAGCAGUAUGUCCCCCACUUGGAGCUGCUACUAAACACAUGUAAAAAAAUGAACCCCGUCUUUAACCAGCUCCUGAACAAGCAGACCGAAAACGUUCGCUUCUUCCCCGAUAAGAUUGAUAUGUCGCAGUUUAAGGAACUGUAG
Molecule: messenger RNA, 1185 nt
Organism: Plasmodium coatneyi
Lineage: Eukaryota; Apicomplexa; Aconoidasida; Haemosporida; Plasmodiidae
Exons: 1
Coding region: 1-1185 (394 amino acids)
Source: RefSeq, a predicted model, not a curated record